AUGUGUAUGGCUUUUUAUUCCACGCUCACCGGUCGGGCGGCAGAAUGGUUCAGGGCGCUUCAACCCGGUUCGAUCGCCGAUUUUGAAACUUUGGCGAGGAAAUUCAACCGGAAGUUUGUGACCUCUAAGGUCAUAAGAAAGCCCUACAUGUACUUGGAGAAGGCCAAGCAGCUAGAGGGGGAAAGCUUGUCCGAGUUCUUGGUUAAAUGGAAAGCAGCGGUCGGGGAGGUCGAACCGAUGGACAAUCUCACCGCCAUCCACAUGCUCCAAAUUUCCCUCCGGGCCAGCUAUUUGUACCAGGAUUUCAUCCUCCACCCACCGAGCACUUGUGAGGAAGCUCUCCGAAGAGUGACGGAUUACGCUAAUGCCGGAGAAGCGAAUGCCAUCAAGAGAUCGCAGGAGGUCAGGACUUCAUCCCGGAAGCCCGUUGGUCGGGCGGAACAUCGGUCGGGUGACGACCAUCCCCGACCCCGUACCCGGCCAGGGGAGUUUACGAUGGUAAACCGAUCGGCGGCGAAAGCGAUGCAGUACGCCCAAUCCUGCAACCUCAUUCGCCUCUUUCAUCCCGGGCAGGACGGACCGGACAAGUCUAAGCACUGUGCUUAUCACCGCUGUGCCGGGCAUGACACGGAGGAAUGCACGCACUUAAGGCAAUUGCUGGAAGGCUUGCUUAAUUUGGGAAAACUGGAUAAGUGUGUGGGCAAAAGGGAAGAGAGUAAGAAAGAUGCUGAUCGGAGAGAUCAUAGGCGCUCCCACCAUUGCUCAGAUCGCUCCGAUCGUUCAGAUCGGUCGGGUCAAGAUCGCAGAGACCCCGACCCUCCAUCCAGCAGCCGACCAGCGGCCAAACCGACCAUUCAUGUGAUCUUCGGCGGUUUGGACGACGUUUCCCAACCCCGGGAGAGCUGCCCGGUCGCGAUCGUAGACUCCCGUGAAACCGGGAAAAAGCUGAAGAUGGAGCCUAUCACCUUCUCGUUGGAGGAUCAACCAAAUAGUGGUGACCACGGGAUGGAAGCCCUCGUGGUCACGAUUGAUGUAAUGGGGACCGAUGUCCAUAGAGUCAUGGUGGACACGGGGAGCAGUGUUAAUGUUCUUUAUUUGGACGUAUUUGAGAAGCUAAAGUUGGACAAGCGUGAGCUGAUUCCGGUCGGCGUAAUUUACUGGGGCCCUCAUUCGCCCCGAAGGAAAGAUUAUGCUCCCGGUCGAGAUCGGCACCUCGCCCAAAUCUGUGAAGACGGAGAUGGAAUUCGUUGUGGUCAAUCUGCACUGCGUCCACAACAUCAUCUUGGGUCAACCGGCCAUCAUGAAGGUCGGCGGGAUCAUCUCCAUGCCCCAUCUAUGCAUGAAGUUCCCCACCCCGAACGGGAUCGGAGUUGUACGUGGAGAUGUCCAAUCCGCGAGGAAAUGUUAUACACGGGCGGUCAAUAA
Ipomoea nil (Japanese morning glory) is the source of this 1425-nucleotide messenger RNA. RefSeq lists its product as uncharacterized. The record is from RefSeq and is a predicted model, not a curated record. NCBI's taxonomy places the organism in Eukaryota, Viridiplantae, Streptophyta, Magnoliopsida, Solanales, Convolvulaceae. The transcript has a single exon. The coding region runs from base 1 to 1425 and encodes 474 amino acids.